This is a messenger RNA of Paramecium sonneborni, 666 nucleotides long. NCBI's taxonomy places the organism in Eukaryota, Ciliophora, Oligohymenophorea, Peniculida, Parameciidae. The record is from the annotation of a GenBank genome assembly.
AUUUAUUUAAUGCACCAUUCGAUUAUUACCAUUCCUCAACAUGGAAAUGGUCGUUUGUAUAAGACAUCUAUUUGUAGGCAUUAUGAAUAUGGAAAUUGUUCUAUUGGUACCAAAUGCUAAUUUGCUCAUGGCUUAGAUGAAUUAAGAAAUCCAGAUGGUUAUAUAUAGAUUUAUUCUAGAUCCAAUACCUAUUCAUAUACCUACUCUUGAUAGCAAUAUCGUUAUCACAAACUACAAAAGUAACUUUAUUAUAAAUUUAAGCUGUUUUAUGUAAAUAUGAUUAGUAAGGAUUUUGUAAAAAUGGUACUGAUUGUCCAUAUGCUCAUGGCCAAAAUGAUAAAAAAUAAGCUCGAAUAGCUCCAUUACAUCUUAGAAAAUCUUUUGAUAAUAAAGAAAAUAAUGAUGAUAAAGGUGUUGAAUUGUUUUUAUCAGAACUAAUUACUCGACUCAUUAACGAUGUAUCGUAUCAAAAUGAUGAGGUUUGAUAUUAACUAUUCUUAGCCUGCUUUGAAUACAUUUAGAAAAAUAUAAUUAUUAAUUGAGGAAAAAAAUCAUAGAUUAGCAACUGAAGCACUUUGCUUAGUGCUUUCAUCUAAUUAAAGAUCAAAAUAAUAAUAGUUGGCCUACGAAUAAAUUUAUAAUAGUUUAGUUUAAUGAAUUUAAAAU